Messenger RNA from Aspergillus ibericus CBS 121593, 2095 nucleotides. Its product is annotated as SANT/Myb-like DNA-binding domain-containing protein. Lineage: Eukaryota; Fungi; Ascomycota; Eurotiomycetes; Eurotiales; Aspergillaceae. The coding region runs from base 482 to 1870 and encodes 462 amino acids. The transcript has 3 exons. The record is from RefSeq and is a predicted model, not a curated record.
CUUGACUAGCCAUGGACCCAGUGGCUUGUGUGGCCUGCAAACAGCAGGCUACCCCUGGCGUAGAGGAUUUCCUAUUUCGAAGGAUGCACGUUACAUUUCCGGAAAGACGGCCUUUUCAAGGUGGGCACUGCAAGCCCGAAGCCCUCUUUGAAGCGGUUCGGUCAACUAUUGGACGCAUUCCCGCAUUUGCACCCGAUACAAGUGAGGGCCGGAUCCAACAAGGCACAGAAGACACAGGCCUCCGGUAGUAUGAAGCCUACCAGGCGCUCCACUGCUUGUUCCCCACCCCAUGAUACUCAGGUAGCAUUUCGACCCUAUAAAGGGCUCCUUGAGCUACUGCUUUCAGUUUCUUUCAUUUCGUUUGUAUUGCUAGCGACGGAUGGGUAUCAUUGCAACUGAUUUUACUACUGUUUGACUUCAACCUACGGCGGCUUUAUCUACCAAGGAUUACUAUCUCCGUGACUUGUCUGCACUUUAAAAAAUGAGGGUGAAUCUUGAUCAAAUCGAGUUCUACCGUGGUCCAAGCCAGCCGCCUUCCAUCGGUCGAAGGAAGUCACCACCAGUUCAUAUUCCACGAACUUUCCAGCAUUUCUCUCCCACAGAGAUGAUCCCAGCAUCGUCUCAGGCACCUCCAGAACAGGGACUGCCAUCUACCCGUACAACUUAUCUAUCGAAUACAUUUGAUUUUGAGAUCGAUAGGAUUUAUAGCGUCACUGAGCAUCAAAUGACGAAAGAUAUCGGAACCGCUGUGGCACCAAUCAUUCCAGCCACUCUUGAUACUCGAUUGGAUAAUGGAGGCUCUCGCUUGGCUUCAUCCGAGCCAGCGCCAUUCAAAGACUCCUCUGCGAUACCAGUAUCAUGCCCCGCAGUCCAAUUGGAGCUUGAUUCUCUCGAUGUGCAGGAGAAUGAGUUACCAAAUUCCAUGCCUCAUAGCAAAGCAGCGGAGACUCCUCGCAUUUCAUACGCUCCCUGUGUCACCGCGCCCACAUCCAAACAAGCGGACAAUGUUUCUAGCGGCCUAUCCACGACUGGUGAUUCCCAGCAAGAGUCAGCCUCGGGAAACUCGCUAAUCAUAGGGGCUUCCUCAAAGUAUAUCAGCUCUGUACCCUGCGAAGAGGAUACGAACUCGUGCCAUACACCUGAGCUCAGUGAAGUUCCAUGCUCUCGGAAAAUCGAUGCUCCGGGCCGGGCUGGAAGUUCCAGUAGCACCGAAGCCAUGUCAACUGCAUUUAGCCCAUUUCCUAGGUCGUUCCAGUGCUCAAGUCCGGAACAUUCUGGUGCUAGAACAACGCCAAUUUCUAACGGCCCAGUACGCUAUCCGUCAAUAGCUGUGGUUGUACCAGCACCUUCAUGGAAGCAAGGAAGAGCCACCAGGGCAAGCACAAGGGCCGCUGCGGCAGCGUGCAAUAAGCGACUUCGCUCAGAUCAAGGAGGCAGUAACCACAAGGUUCCGGAUGCGUCUUUCCUUCGCACUGAAGGUCCGAGUCUGAAGGUGAAGAAGCGGACGCUUGCUUCCAGGCAUCUUUCUCAUCCUCUGGACCUUUCAUUUCCCGCUUCGUGCCAUUGUACCCGUGAUUUUCAUGAAAUCCGCGGAAAAGCUCUUCUCACAGUUGCAUCGGAUUCUGGCCUGAAGACAGCGUAUUUUUUUACCUUUGUGCCUGACACGAGUUCGACAGUGCACCAGCCCCCUUCGACAGGAAUUUCAGGAAAACAAAGACCGUACACGUCAGAUGAGAAUGCGCUGUUGGUCCGGCUGAAAGAAAGGGAGGCGAUGUCAUGGUCUGAGAUCGCAGACCAUUUCCCUGACCGGAAUGUGUCAUCCCUUCAAGUCCACUACUCGACUAAAUUACGCCACAAGGCCAAAUCUUGAUUUGGAAGACUGCGGAGAUGCCGAUAAGAAAGGGCCUGGAUUCAUGGAUACUCAUUGUGCCUCUUCCAAUGAUUUAGAAGCUGUCAAGGCAGAAGUGGAUAUCGUUGAAGACCUAAUCCAACUACAAGAUAAGGUAGGACCUCAUGGUUUCUGGAUCCCUAUAGUUGGUCUACAGAUAGUAGCCUUUAACGAUGCAUAUCCUAGUUAAUAAACCUGAUUUUAUUG